AAUGGUGUGUGGGUGACCAGCAGUCCCACAGAGCUGCAGCACCUGGCCCGGGACUCAGAGCCUGCGGGAGCUGCAGGCCCAGUGACUGCCCACGCCAACACAGAGGACAGCAGACAGUGACCAGGACGUGUGCUGUGCCACGCCUGGCACCUGUGCGGACCUUCAGAGCGCUGGCAGUGGUCCCUUGCUGCCUUCCAGAUGGUGCGCAAAUUUCUCCUGCGGCCAGCCCGAACCCAGAAUUGUCCAAGAACAGGAAUUUGGGGAAAUAUCCUUCCAGCCUUGCUGAGUUGAUACACUAGAAAACCACCACCGUUCAUCUUCUGUUAGCCUGGUACCCAUGUACCUCUCCUUACCACAGCGAACUUCCCAGUAAAGAACACAGCAAAAUCACAGUUCAGCACAGCAUCACGCAACCACUGUCUGCAUCACGGAAACUCCCUGACUCCCCCCGAGGACAGAGUCCAUUCAUCUGCUUUGGGGGUAUGGCCAUUCUCUCCUGGCUGAGUCACACUGUCCCCAUCGAGAGCCUGUAACUUAAAUGUUGAGAGCCACAGUUAGCUACUCUUAGCACUUAUUUUAGAUGGUUGGAGGAGGGAGAGGUAAAGAAAAGAAUUUGUUUAUCAUACACAAUAACUCACACCUAAUUCAGCCUUCACUCCUACCACCAGGCAGCGUCACAGCUGUAUGUAUGACCCCCUCCACCUCCCCUGUGCAGGUGGCACGGCUCCCGUGCAGCAGCAGCACAGGUGACAGUCUGGGCUGUUCUGUCUCAUUCAUGCCCACGGUGGCCUGUGACCAUGGUCCUCAAUGCCCCCUCCCACACUCUUCUUGGUGCAGGCUCGGCAUCCUUAGCAACAGUGUUACACAGGCCUAACCCGUCCUUGUCUCUCUGUCACUCCAUCUCAGCCCUUUCUCAACACUGUUACCAAAGUCCCCUCUCCAGGCAUGAAAACAUGUUUAAGUUUCCACUUCGACUUCCAGUCUUUCUUUUCCCCUCUUAGUAAUGGCUCUCUGUGAGGGAAUUAAGAUGCAAGCGUGACUACAGAGUACAAAUUAGAGCUCAGUUCUAGUGGGCAGAAUGUGAGUUCUGUUCUGUAGAAGGGCUGCCACUUCUGCCACUUUCGCUAAACUGUGCAACCAGUUGCUUCAGCCGAAGUUUCUCCUUAUCUGUCACUUGUCAUUGCUCAGGUGUUCAUUCCUCAAACGUGUUUCAAAAGCAAGUGCCUUCCAGAUGCAUCCAGGGUGGAGGGGACCCAGAGAGGAAUUGGACAGGGCCUCAAGGAGCUUGUGGGCCAGCAGGGCUGACGUUAGUAGUAACACUGACCAUCACUGGUGUCUGUUAGUCACUGUCCAUGCCAGCAUCCCUCCAGGGCUUCGUAGGUGUACUAUACGUUCACUUAACAGUUCUUCUUCCUGCAAAUACUUGUGUACUCGCCUGUGCCAGGUGCUUUGUACCUGCUGGGACGACCAUUUCCAAUAAGAUCACCCUCCCCUCGGGGGUCUUACGGCCUGAUGUGGGAGACAGACAGACAAACAGCAAUGACAGUGCCAUGGAACAGGCUUCAUGUUGGGUGGAAGCAACCAGGAGGGACGUUUCGCCUGGUGUCUUAGCUCGGGCAGCCACAACAAAAUACCACAGACUGAGUGACAAAGCAAUAGGAUUUACGUUCUCACAGUUCUGGAGGCAAGAGUCUGUGACCAGAGUGCAGCAUGGUCGGGUCUGGUGAGAGCUGUCCUCCCGGCUUACAGAUGCCACCUUCUCCGUGUCCUCACAUGGCAAAGAGAGCUCGAGAUCUCUCCCUCUUUCCGUCUUAAAAGGGCACCAGUCCUCUCAGAGUAGGACCCACUCACAUAACCUCAUUCAGCUUUUGUUAUCUUCAAAAAGCUCUCUCUCCAAACACAGCCACAUGGGGCCGGAGCCUCAGCGCGUGAAUAUUAUGACUCGGACGCGAUGAGUAGCUCAUACGAAUCAUAUGACGAGGAGGAGGAGGAUGGGAAGGGGAAGAAAACUCGGCACCAGUGGCCCUCGGAGGAGGCCUCCAUGGACCUGGUGAAGGACGCCAAGAUCUGUGCCUUCCUGCUGCGCAAGAAGCGCUUCGGACAGUGGACCAAGUUGCUCUGCGUCAUCAAAGACACCAAACUACUGUGCUAUAAAAGUUCCAAGGACCAGCAGCCACAGAUGGAACUGCCUCUCCCAGGCUGCAACAUCACGUAUAUCCCUAAAGAUGGCAAAAAGAAGAAGCAUGAGUUGAAAAUCACCCAGCAGGGCACAGACCCUCUUGUCCUUGCCGUGCAGAGCAAGGAGCAGGCCGAGCAGUGGCUGAAGGUGAUCAAAGAAGUCUACAGCGGCUGCAGCGGGCCCGUGGAUGCAGAGUGCCCCCCGCCCUCAAGUUCCCCGGUGCACAAGACAGAGCUGGAGAAGAAACUGUCCUCUGAGAGACCAAGCUCCGAUGGGGAGGGCAUCACAGAAAAUGGAGUCGCUGUGUGUAAUGGGAAGGAGCAAGUUAAGAGGAAAAAAAGUUCCAAAUCAGAGGGCAAGGGAACCGUAUCUAAAGUCACUGGGAAAAAGAUCACCAAGAUCAUUGGUUUGGGAAAGAAAAAGCCAUCGACUGAUGAGCAGACCUCUUCGGCUGAGGAAGACGUGCCCACCUGCGGCCACCUGAACGUGCUCUCCAACAACCGCUGGCGGGAACGCUGGUGCCGGGUCAAGGACAACAAGCUCAUUCUGCACAAGGACAGGACCGACCUGAAGACCCACAUCGCGUCCAUUCCUCUCCGUGGCUGCGAGGUGAUCCCAGGGUUGGACUCCAGACACCCUCUGACCUUCCGGCUCCUGCGCAAUGGGCAAGAGGUGGCCGUGUUGGAGGCGUCAUCUUCUGAGGACAUGGGCAGAUGGAUCGGGAUUCUGCUGGCGGAGACAGGCUCCUCCACAGACCCCGGGGCCUUGCACUACGACUACAUAGAUGUGGAGAUGUCUGCGAACGUCAUCCAGACGGCCAAGCAGACUUUCUGUUUCAUGAACAGGCGCGGCAUCUCUACCAACCCCUACCUAGGGGGCACCCCCAACGGCUACGCCCACCCCAGUGGGAUGGCUCUGCACUAUGAUGACGUCCCCUGCGUCAACGGCUCGCUGAAGGGUAAGAAGCCCCCACUAGCCUCCAAUGGAGUUACUGGCAAAGGCAAGACUCUGAGCAGUCAGCCAAAGAAGGCUGAGCCGGCCGCCGGCGUGAAGCGGACGCCUUCCAAUGCUGACCAGUACAAAUAUGGCAAGAACCGGGUUGAGGCAGAUGCCAAGCGGCUGCAGACCAAGGAAGAGGAGCUACUGAGGCGGAAGGAAGCGCUGCGGACCAGGCUGGCCCAGCUCCGGAAAGAAAGGAGGGACCUGCGAGCCGCCAUUGACGUGAAUGCUGGCAGGAAGAGCCAGCUGAUCCUGGAGGAGAAGCUGAAGGCGCUGGAGGAGGAGUGCAGGCAGAAGGAGUCGGAGCGGGUCAACCUGGAGCUGGAGCUGACGGAGGUCAAGGAGAGCCUCAGGAAAGCCCUGGCCGGUGGGAUCACUCUGGGGCUGGCCAUUGAGCCCCGGUCGGGGACCUCUAGUCCACAGUCCCCAGUGUGCAGGCACCGGGCUCUGGAGAACUCGCCCCUGUCCAGCUGUGAGACAAGUGACGCCGAGGGGCCCGUGCCUGUAAACAGCGCCGCUGUCCUGAAGAAGAGCCAACCGGCCGGCAGCUCCCCCUGCCGGGGGCACGUGCUCCGGAAGGCCAAGGAGUGGGAGCUGAAGAAUGGGACGUAGAUCGUGGACGUCGCCAAGAGGACACGGCUGUGGGCUCCCAGCAGGAUGCCCGGCUGUGCCCCAGACCCUCAUGUAUUUUUCUACUGUAUAUGGUGCCCUGUAAAGACAUGUACCUGGAACACUUGGCUUCCCAGUUGGUUUGUUGAGAGGCAGAGGUAUGAGAGGGGAUGUAAGACCGUCCGCUGGCCAGUGGGGGAGUCACGGCUUUUCACCCACUCAGUGCCAGCCAGCCAGCCGCAGACUGGGGUAAGCCAGGCGAGCCGGGUCUGCCUGGUGUGGGAAAGCAGGCCCAGGGCUCCGUGCAGCCUCUCCUGUGGAUGACCAUUGGCCAGAAGGUGGGAGUUUUUUAGCUGCGAUGGGAACAGCAUGCACUGGUGUCUCUGUGUCCCCUCCCCAUCUGCCUGUCCCUGUCCCUGAAGGUAGAGGCCUGAGGAAUUGUGUUGUGUUGUGUUUUUUACCUUUUAUAUAUUUUUUCUGGACAGAUGCUUUCGUCACAGGACAUGAAAAGCUGCCAUUCUUUUUAAACUUUUUAAAUUUUCUAUUGUGUGUUGCACUUAGCUCUUGGGGUUUCUCAGAGAUUCUGUACCUAUUUUAUUAAGUAUUUGUACUGCUUUGAAAGGCAUCGAGAGUUUCCGAUACCUCGCCCAUGUGUGUCCCCCCUUCUCAGUGUCCACCGUCCAUGCACCAGGCACGGUUAUAGAACCACAGCAUGUAGAGCAGGAGAAGACCCUCUAGAGCUUCAGCCCCCCCCCAAAACUUCCGCCCUCCCAUGACCACGGCUGUGGACUCAGGCCUUCUCCUCUCAGGGCACAUAGGCUUGUAGGACCUCUUCAUCACUGUCUUGUCUGCCUCCUGCAUGGUGGUCUUGGGUGACCAGGUGCUAAGGCACGGGACAGAGCUGGCUUGUACGCUGCGGGCCUCAGACCAGGCUCAGGCCUCCAUCUCCAGGGGCCCUCUCAGGAAUCUGUUGAGAAGAUGCAGCCAUCCCAGAGCCCUCUGCAGACAGAUCCCCACAUGGGAGGGGUUCUUUCUACCAAAACCUGGAGCUGUGGUGGGCCUGCAGGGGACACAGGCCUUUCCUGCCACCCAGAGGUUCUCAUCACGUGGGGACAGACAGCAGUGAAGCAGUGGCCCCUCUCAUGCAUGCUGGGCUGCUAGGGCCAGGGUGGAUGCUUCGUGUUGGGCUGUGGUGGCCGUGACUGGCUGGGCAGGAAGCCAGUCUCUGCGUGAGGAGGUUCCACAGCUGGACCUGGAAGCUGUUUAACUGGACUCACCUGGAACCUGAGCUCACUGCACAGCCACCUGCGGGAGUGUCUGUGGGUCAUGAUCUGUCACCUCGCCCUGGCCCUCUGACCUCCUUCCCACGUAGCAAGGUAACCCCAGGGUGUCUGGGCAGGACACUGGAGGGAGGGCCUGUUCUGUCUGUCCACAGAGGGAGCUGGACCACGGUGCCUCAUGGUGCCUCGAGCAGCUAACUUCCCGUGGAGGGAAACGCUGGCUCCUCCACCUUCACUGCCUCCAGUCAGGUACAGUCUCCAGUUACGGCUUUGGCCGUGGUGUUUUCAGCUGCCUUUGCCCAAGAGAACUGCCAGGUUCGCCUGUUACUAGGCAGGAGGCCCUGGGCAGCCUGUACUCUUGACCUCAGCCCAGCAGGGUGGGCAGCGCCACCUUGGCUGCUGGACGGCACCUCACCGUGGCCAUGGGUUGUGGCCAUGGGUCGGUGGUCCAGGCCCUCAGACUCCUGUGGACACACAGUGUUUGUAAAGCCCCAGUUUUAAUCCACUUUCAUAACCAUGAGAUGAGCCAGAGCCAGGGAAACGGUCUUGAGGACGGGCUGCUGGCGCCCACGGAUAGCGUGUGUCCCUCCGUGUCCUUAGAUUUGAUCGGAAACCAGUUUAAAGCGUUUGCUUCAAAGUAAGUUAUUUAUUUGUAUAUGUUCAAUAAAUAUAGUUUUUAAUUUAUAUCUGUACAUAUUAGACACACGCUAGGCAUCUAGUCAGAUGGGGCAGAAGUCAUAUUCCCCUGGGAGAAGUCAGGUUCCUUUGAAAUGUCACCUGUUCCUUUCACAGACAGUCCUGUUCACAGAGUGCUGGCCACCUCCCCGGGGUCCUGGCAAAAAUGAGAGGGCUGGGGGCCACACAGGGCCUGGGUGAGGCCGCCCUCGGCACUCAGGCCCUUCCUUCUGCUGGAGCCCGAAGCCCGGAGCCACUGUCAGCCCAGGGCUCUGCUUCCAGCUUCGUUUUCAUGAAGUGCCAACCACCUUCAGAAUUCCAUCCACUUUUGUGUUUCUAGUCUUUUACUCGCUCACCAACCUUUGCCCAGAAGCGAAGUGGUGGUGAAGGGCUCUCCUCGUCACUGACAACACAGGUGGAGGUGGGUGCAUCCCCUCUGCCCUGCAUCCCGCCUGUGUGGCUUCAGGAUGGCUCUACUGCAGGUGACCAGGCAGGCUUGGGGUGAACGUCCCCCAUGCCAGACUCCAGGGCAAGGCCUCUCCCACUGCCGUCUCUCCUAGCUCAUCUUUUGGGGCUACUCUGGCAACCUCAGACACCCGUAGGUGCAGAGCCAGCUCAUCCCCAACGUUGGUGCACCUCACCCGUCUCCCUGUCCCUGAGGCGUUCCUGGCUGUUUCUGAAAACCCAACCACUCAGUAAAGUCUGUUUCAAAUCGUGUCCGGGCCUGAAGGCCACCCCCAGGAGGGAGCUUCAGGCUCGGUCGUCAGGGUAGCAGUCAGAACUUGUGUGAGGUUUCCACGGGGACAGCGGUGAAGCCAGGCGGCUGGGGCUGUGGGCAGGACGCAGUCGUCUGUGGCCACGUCUUUUCUUUCCAGAGGAGUGUCAACUGUCAUCAGGCUUCAUGCACCAAGCCGUGGGACAGGACCUCCCAGGGUGGGCAGCGGCCGGGCCACCCGGCAGGGCGCUCCUCCCUUCCUGUGAAGGCCUCGGCAGCACUAAGUGCCCCGCUGUUGUCCUCUUUUCUAACACAGUGUUUAAUGAGAGAAAUAAUUUCAAAUCGUGGCAUAGUUUUAAAGAGGGUGAUGAUUGUUAUUUUUUGUACCUGCUGUUGCUGUCUCAUGAUCGUCCCCGCAGUGGGCUGGGCUGAUACUGUGAAAUAAACUGAAUGAACUAAAGUCUCAUGCCACACGCCUGACCCAGCAUCACGAGGAAGCGGAGCCGCCUGUCCGUGAGCCCAGCAGGGCGGUGGCACACGGAGCCGCACUGGCUCCAGUCGUGUUCGUCCAGUGCUGUCGCCACGGAAGGUGGUUUCACGCUGGGGUCGUCCGGUCAUAGCUCUUAGGGGCCAGUGGUGUUGUUAGUAAGAUAACCUUUAUCUCAUUUUCAAUCAGGAAGGACUGUUUAAAUUUUCAUGCCAGCUUCUAAAUUACAGAUCUGCAGCAUUGACUGACCAUGGCUGUAAAAUGUUUCCAUAGUAAGAAUGUAAUUAUUUCCUUAUUGUAUUUUUAAAAACUAAAGUCCUAUUUAAGAUUCUCUGUGAAAGGAGCAGGCAGGAAACGGAAGAUUUUUUUUAAUGAAUCUCUUUUUUAAUGAAAUGUGUUGGCAGUGCCCAUUUUAAAUGACUGUAAAUAUGUUUUCACUGUUUCUCAAUGUAUUUAAUUCAUAAAGUGAAAGAUUUUAUCAGAAGACACUUGCAGCGGAAACGUCAGUUUCAGCCCAUUUGCCCGUUUUGUAGUCGCCUCACUUGAAUUUCUUUACUAAGAGAUUUUCUACUGUCUCACAGUGUAGCCCCGACGGGCGCCUGCGGCGUGACUGUGUAUUAUCAAUAAAACUACUCCAGCCAGG
This is a messenger RNA of Miniopterus natalensis, 7587 nucleotides long. The record is from RefSeq and is a predicted model, not a curated record. Lineage: Eukaryota; Metazoa; Chordata; Mammalia; Chiroptera; Miniopteridae.